AUGGAUCAACAACAACAAAGGCUUUGUGUCAUUAGCAUAGUUGGUAUUGGUGGUCUUGGCAAAACAACCCUUGCACGGAAACUCUACCUUGACAAUGCUGUUAGCAAUCAUUUCGACAAGCGCAUUUGGGUAACAGUCUCUCAAGAAAAUAGUUUAAUGGGGCUUCUUAGAAAGAUGCUUGAAGAAGUUCGGGAGAUUGAAAAGGAGAAGUUGGAGAAAAUGACAAAAAAUGAUUUGAUAGAGAUGAUUAAUGGCUCACUGGGAACACACAGGUUUCUCAUUGUAUUGGAUGAUAUUUGGCGAGAGGAUGUAUGGAAUCAGAUGCAAAGAAGUUUUCCGAAUGUGAACAAUGGAAGCAGAGUCUUGAUCACCACUCGAUUUCUUAAUGUUGCAAAGGAAGCAGAUCCAAGAAGCACUCCGUACCAACUUCCACUUUUGAAUGAUGAUGAGAGCAUGAAGCUUCUUCUCAAGAAGGCCUUUCCUUAUGAAGAUGCUGAGGCAAAUUGCACUAGUGAAUUGCUUGAUAUCGGCUGUCGUCUCAUGCAAAAAUGCGAAGGCUUCAUACCACAGAAAAAUAUGAAGACCAUGGAAGAUACGGGGGAAGCUAUUUUAGAGGAGUUGAUUCAGAGGAGCUUGAUUCAUCUAAGAAAGAUUUGUUCCUCACAAGUAUGCUCCAAUGAAAAUGAUCAACCAACUUAUUUGGCGUCAUCUCGCCGUGUGGCUUUUCACAACGUCAAUGACACCAAGAUCAAUGAAAUCUCUAGAGCCUCUACAAUGCAUGGACUCAGGACUUUGAUGGCAUUUGGUCUACUUUAUCCUCCAAUUGAUUCUCCAAUAUUUAGAUUUGAGCUUCUAAGGGUGCUUGAUUUGACUGAGUUAACUUCUGUACAAAGAUUACCAAAAGAGAUUGAGCUCAUGAUCCAUUUACGUUAUUUAAGACUGGUGGGUGUUGAUUUUCGCCUACCAUCGUCCGUAGGAAACUUUCAAUCCUUAGAAACUGUUCUUCUAAGCUUGUUUAUACUUGCUUUAGAAGAUUGCCCUUUAGAGAUCGACACCAAGGACUUUCCAUUUCACAACCAUCUCCUCUCAUUGACGUUAUUUGGAUUUUGGCCAAAGGGGGGCGCCAUAUCUGAAUUCCCAACUUGUCUCACUAAGCUUGAACUCGGUGAUUCUAGAUUGGAGCAAGACCCAAUGCCCAAAUUGGAGAGGUUACAAUACCUUGUCACUCUUGAACUCUCUCAAAAUGUGUAUCUUGGGAAAACCAUGGUAUGCUCUACUGGUGGAUUACCUAGUUUGAAAAGUCUAUUCAUUGACACAAUGCCUAAUCUUGAGGAGUGGAGGGUAGAGAGAGGUGCAAUGCCCAAGCUUGCUUUCCUAAAAUUAAUUUCAUGCGAGAUGCUAAAAGUGUUUCCAGAUUUGCAACAUGUGAUGAGCCUUCAGGAGUUGGAGUUGCGUCACAUGUCCCAAGAGCUCAUGCUCAGUUUGCAGAGGGAAGCAGGGGAAGAUUGGUACAAGAUUCAACAUGUGCCAAAACUCACCCUUGAAGAAUGGUGA
Molecule: messenger RNA, 1554 nt
Organism: Dioscorea cayenensis subsp. rotundata (Guinea yam)
Lineage: Eukaryota; Viridiplantae; Streptophyta; Magnoliopsida; Dioscoreales; Dioscoreaceae
Product: putative late blight resistance protein homolog R1B-13
Exons: 4
Coding region: 1-1554 (517 amino acids)
Biological process (GO): defense response to other organism
Molecular function (GO): ADP binding
Source: RefSeq, a predicted model, not a curated record